Molecule: messenger RNA, 1524 nt
Organism: Dermacentor silvarum
Lineage: Eukaryota; Metazoa; Arthropoda; Arachnida; Ixodida; Ixodidae
Exons: 3
Coding region: 1-1524 (507 amino acids)
Source: RefSeq, a predicted model, not a curated record
AUGAUGUACGACCCGCUCGGUGGCUCGAGCGACAGGAUCCUGAAAGAUCGUCAAACAGCCAUCAAUGAGACACCAUCAAGGAGAAGAUACGUCGCACGCGAUGUCAGAGUUCAACUUAUCCAGAUAUUGAUAGCAUCCCUGAUCGGCCUCACACUAGCCGGUAGCCUUGGAGGCUACGGUGGCCCCAGCGGUGGUGAUGCCGCCGGUGACUCCGGUGGAGGAGGCUCGGGGUGGCAGCCAGAAGCCGGUGGGGGAGGAAAGGGAGGUUCGUCCGGUGGCGGGUGGCAACCGCAGGGCGGUGACUCUGGAUCUGUUGGCGGCGGCUGGCCAGCCUCGGGUGGAGGUGGUGGCACCGGCGGUGCCGGAGGCGCUGGAUGGCAACCGCAGGGCGGCGGAGGUGGCGGCGGUGGCUGGCAACCACAAGGUGGAGCAGGAGCCGGUGGCUGGCAGGGGGGUGGCCUUGGUGCCGCCAGCGGCAAUAGUGGCCAUGGCAGCAGCGGUGGCGAUGGCGUAAAGCACAUUUAUAUAAUCCGCACUGUCACAACAACCGGCGCUGCUGGACACGGAGGUGGCGGAAAAUCCGGUCAAGGAGGUGGCCAUGGAGGAUGGCAAGCUGGUGGUGGUUCUGGCGGCUCCGGCGGCUCUGGUUGGCAAGCCGGUGGCGGCUCUGGCGGCUCUGGCGGCUCUGGCUGGCAAGCCGGUGGUGGCACUGGCGGCUCUGGUUGGCAGACGGGUGGAGGCUCGGGGUGGCAGACAGGUGGCGGCGUAGGAGGCUCGGGCUGGCAAGCUGGUGGUGGAUCCAGCGGGUGGUCCAGCGGCGGUAGUGGUGGCGGCUCUAGCGGAUGGCCCAGUGGGGGAGGCAACAGCGGCGGCUCAGGAGGAUGGCCUAGCGGCGCAAGUGGUGGGUGGCAAGCCGGGGGUGGAGGCGGACACGGUGGCAAGGCUGGUGGUGGAGCAGCGGGUGGCGUCACGAAGCACGUGUACAUCAUCAAGACUCUGAGCAGUGCUUCGAGUGGCGGUCACGGCGGUGGACAUGGUGGUGCCAGUGGUCACGGUGGUGGUGCUUCCGGUGGUCACGGAGGAGCACAUAGCGGCCACGGAGGAAGCACCAGUGCUCACGGAGGGGGCCAUGGCAGUAGUGGUCACCGCGGAGCUUCUGGCGGUGGCGCUCCCGAAAGCAUAAUUGUCAUCCGCACCGACGGAGCCUCCGCCGCCGGGGGCCAUGGUAGCCACGCUGGCGGCCAUGGAGCAGUGAGCAGCUUCGGAGGUGCAGCUGCGGUCAGCCACGGUACGGUUGCCAGCGCUGCUGCUGGUGCGGUAUGGCGAGCAACUGUCGGAGGAGGAGGCGCAGGAUGGCCCACUUCUGUCAGUGACAGUAGCGGUGCUGGCUGGCAGGCGGGCGGCGGCGGCGGCGGCGGUGGUGGCAAUGCUGGCGGAUGGCAGGCUUCUGGUGGUGACCUUGGAGGUCGCUGGCAACCCGCAGGCGGGACGGCUGCCGGCGGAGGCGGCGGUGGCUGGUGGUAG